CUUCCCUGAAUCGGGUCCUCUGCCACCCAGAGCCACAGAGACAUUCGGGACAUAGGCACACACACGCACACACUGACUUAAGGUGAGCACCAAAAACUUCCUCUGCACUUCGCUGUCCUCUGUUUCAAACUGCUGGAGAGUUCUGAGAGCAUCUCGACUCGGGAGCUCUGCACAAGUGAAGAAGAUUCUUUUGAUUAUAAAGAUGAAGAGUCUACUUUUUCUGGUGCUGAUUUCUGUCUGCUGGGCUGAACCUCACCCUGACAACUCAAGCCUGGAGCAUGAAAGAAUUAUUCAUAUUCAAGAAAAUGGACCCCGUCUACUUGUGGUAGCAGAGCAAGCUAAAAUCUUCUCACACCGGGGUGGCAAUGUCACACUGCCAUGUAAAUUUUACCAUGAACACACAUCAACAGCUGGCUCAGGAACCCACAAAAUCCGGGUCAAGUGGACCAAACUCACCUCAGAUUACCUCAAAGAAGUGGACGUCUUUGUUGCAAUGGGACACCACAGAAAGAGCUACGGAAACUACCAAGGCAGAGUGUUUCUGAGGGAAAGCAGUGAAAACGAUGCCUCUCUUAUAAUCACAAAUAUAAUACUGGAGGAUUAUGGAAGAUAUAAGUGUGAGGUUAUUGAAGGAUUAGAGGAUGACACAGCAGUGGUAGCUCUGAAUUUGGAAGGUGUUGUGUUCCCUUACGCUCCGCGGCUGGGUCGUUACAACUUAAACUUCCACGAGGCUCAGCGAGCGUGUCUGGACCAAGACUCUGUUAUCGCCUCCUUUGACCAGCUCUACGAUGCCUGGAGGUCAGGGCUGGACUGGUGCAACGCCGGCUGGCUCAGCGAUGGCUCCGUGCAGUACCCCAUCACUAAGCCCAGGGAGCCCUGCGGAGGGAAGAACACAGUGCCUGGGGUCAGGAAUUACGGGUUCUGGGAUAAAGAUAAAAGCCGAUACGAUGUCUUCUGUUUUACUUCAAACUUCAAUGGUCGUUUUUACUACCUAAUUCACCCGACCAAGCUGACCUACGAUGAAGCCGUCCAGGCGUGCUUGAAGGAUGGAGCUCAGAUUGCUAAAGUUGGCCAGAUAUUUGCUGCCUGGAAGCUCCUGGGGUACGACCGCUGCGAUGCUGGCUGGCUGGCUGACGGCAGCGUCCGCUACCCCAUCUCCAGGCCAAGGAAACGCUGCAGUCCUAACGAAGCAGCUGUUCGCUUUGUAGGCUUCCCUGAUAAAAAGCACAAGCUGUAUGGUGUCUACUGUUUCAGAGCAUACAACUGAAAAUACCUAGAGCACAAAAGUUUUAAAUCCAUUAAGAACAUGUGAAAAUUUUUUUUUUUAUAUGAACUCAUGCAAGUUACCAAAACUGUGAUAAACCUUUUUUACUUACUGUAAAGAGUCAUUUUCAUAAACUCAACCCAUUAAUUUGUUUGGGGUUUGGGUUUUUUUUUGGUUGGUUUUUUGUUUUUUUUUUUUUGGCUUUCGUAUUUUUGUAAAAGUAUCAUUCCAUAGAUAUUUUAAAUUAAUAUAAUUUAAUGGAAGCUCUAGGUAAGAAAGUUUUAGAGCCAAAUUCUUUAAGCUACAUCACUCCAAUGAAAUAUACUUUUCAUGAAUGGGCCAUGCAAUAGAGCUUGACAAUUGCUAAGGCACAAUUAUGGAAUGUAAGGCUACUCAAAGCAGAAGCUUUUAAAAGCACAGAUUUUACAUAUUUGUACCAGUUUGAGAAACACUGCAAAUUGAUUAUAUCAGGAAUUUUGAAAUAAGAUUUUUGUUUGUUUGUUUGUUUUGUUAAAGGGGAUCAGUGAGGUUUUACAAAAAAAGCCUCGCAACAAUGUAUGUUGGGAAAUAAAUGCUUUCACUGGUUUCACAGGGGAACAACACAACAUUUAACAAAAGCAGCUAAAACAGUUCACACAAAUAGGACUAGUUUUACAAUUUAAAAUCCUGCCUUUCUGAAAAACAAGCUCACGGUCCCAUGCACAGGAACAAGCACAGUUAGUUCUCCUGAACAUUUCAAUUGUGUUUUUGUCAUGUAUAAAUCAUUGUUGAGGGAGUGAAUUAUUAACUAAUGAGGAAACCGUGUUUUCUUCUUAACUCCAAUUAAAGAUGCCUAAGAAGUGUUGUAUUAUCUUUGAGUAGCUUUACUGAGUUAUUUUUAAACUCUUAAAGGCCAUUUGCUAAGCAGCAUAUAGCAUCUACUCAGGGCAGUUGUAUAAAUGAACUGCUGGACAGAGAAAUUGUAAAAUUUAGCAGCUUGAUUUUACAUUAGCCUUUGAAAUGUUAUUGUCUUAACAAAGGAACAUUACAAUAUUUACUAUUUCUUAACUAUUUACACAUCACAAGAAAUAAAAAUUAGAAAAAAAACCAUGAAAAUUAUGAAGUCUUAGAACAAGAUUAUCAAAUAAAAUCUGAAACCAGCUAUUAAGGCUUAGAAGAGAAAAAAAGACUUUAUUUCCUUACAUCUCAUUUGUAUCUGAAAAGUACAUCUGUUUUUUAGACUAUCAGUGGAAAAAUAGUAUUGCUAGCCCUGAAUCAUUUAGCUAAUCCUCCUUAGAGUUAACAGGGAAAAGCUAUUGAAAUACUUCUUUUCACUAAAUCUGCAGUGGUCUCGGUGGGAGAUGUUUACCUUUAUCUGCCAGUGUCAGAGAUAAACACACACUGUGCAUGGUGCCUAGGAUUUUCAGAGCUGCUUAAAGCACUAGGUCCUCCCUAAAUACCAGUUUGAGGGAAUUUGGAUUUCUGAUGCAAACUUAUUUUGGAUGCAGCAAUUCUUGGUGCUCAUCUUCAGAUACCUUAAUGCAACCAGUUUUUCAGAGAGUGGGUGCUCAAGACUUUCUGAAAAUUUACUACACUUUAUGGUGUCUCAAGCUGGAUAUCAAAAAGAAAAAGAGGCCACUGAUUAAAAAGAUCUUGGUCUUGAGUAAUCUCUUAGGCGAUGUUGAUGUUCUCUAUCCAGUAUUGGUUCUACCACUUAAAAAUGGAGAACUCUUUUUUCCUACUCUAUGCUUGCUGACUAUGAAGAUUUCAGAGGACCAAUAUUUGUAUUACGCAGUUUUAUAGCUUCCCAUUAUUUCCAUAUCUAAAUGAGAUAGAGUGGUAUUUAUCCAAGUAGGACACAACUGGUGUGCUUUCAUGAACGGUUUGGUGUAGUUCUUUUCUCAUGGACAUGAGUAAAUAAAUCUCUUUCCUGGAGUGGUUGUGGUCCUGUUUUAAAACUCUGUGAACAAAUCAAGAACGAUGUGCGGUAGGAUAGUGGGAAGAUACCAUAGUGUAAGGGGUAUUUUAUUGGAGCCCGUUCCCAUCAAACUCAGAGGAAAAUUUCCAUCCUUCUGAGGAUAUUUGUAUCCACUGUGGAUAUUUGCUCAUGCUAUACAGAUGAAGCAGUCUCGGUGCCAAAACCAACCUUUUUCUAACCCACUAGGAAUUGGAUUUUCUUGAAGCUCUAUCACUUAGCUAUAAAUAGAGACUUAUUACAGGUCAAGCCCCUAAACCCAUGUAAUCUUUUCCGAACAGCCAUUUUUUAAAUCAGUGUCCAUUUCACACAUUUUCUCAGGCCAUUCAGAACCUUUUCUGAACCCUUUGGAGAAAAAAUGGAAAGAGAAAUGGAACAUAUCCGUACAGGAUAAGGAAUGGGGUAUGCAAGACUGGACCAUGACCAAGAGGAAUACAUCUUGUUUCCCAAUCCAACCUUCAGAAACAUGGGGAAAAAAAAUAAAUGUGGACUAUAUCAUAGUCUUUUCUGAAGCUUGGACAGGGAGCUUGUGAGAUGGGAAAAGCUACAGCCAAUAUCCCAGUUGUUACCCCAGCUAGAUCCAGAGUUGCUGUAAAGAGGCAAGCCUUUUAUGCAGCUGGCUCUAUCCUCCCCAAAGAUCUGCUAGAUCUGGAGGAGGCUGCAUGGUUUUCCUAUUGCACAGAGGUGAAGAGACCCUCGUGAUUUUUGGUUUUUUGGUUUUUUUUUUUUACCUCUCCAGGGAAACCCUUCACAGGGUUUCACCCAGACACAUCUUUUUUUGCAGGACUGGGGAUUAUAUUUUGCCUGCAUAAAAAAUGUACACAUCCAACCCACUCGUGGGGCUGGCUAAAGUGCCCUCACUGCUAGACCAAAGGCACUGCAGGAAAGGCGAAUUCAGCCUUUCACCAACUUUGCAACGCUCUGGAGAUGGCUGGUCAGGUCCUAAAUCACAGCAAUCUCAGGCUUGCGCUAGCUUAUGCCUUCUGUGUCCGUAUCUCCAGGCUGCCGCUGUGACAGCCUGGGCGUAGCAUCCUCCCGACCCACCCUGCUUUGUGCAUCACCCAUACCCCGGGCCGGUGGCUGAGCAGGCUCUGCGCCACCCAGGUGAUCCCUCAGCUCCAGGGAAAGCCCCUGAGCUCCCAGCUUGGCAGCACAAAGAGGCCACAGGGCAACAAGGAAUCAGGUCUCCAGAGAGACGCUGAGCUGGCACACGAUCACAGAUGGCCAAAUUUAUCGUCCAGUUAUGCCUGUAAGUUCGCGUUGAAGAUACUGCUUGCUAGGAAUCAUAUGUUUGUGUAAUGGAGUCACAGUAUGUGAAUUUGCAUUCAUCAUGUUACUUAUGAAGAGCCCAGUAGUCUAUUUUGGGAUCAGGCUAGAUUUAGGUAUGUGUGUUGAUAUACAACAUCAUGCAUUAUUAUAACAGAUACAGUUAAUUGGAGAGUUUGAUGGAAAUACAUUCGUAUAAAAAAAAAUCAGUUCUCAUGUAAGGAGGUAUAAAACCCAUAAAAUGUGUAUGAUUACUUGAGAAGUGGGCACAAACAGACAAAGAGACAUGAAUUAUAUUUAUUUUUACAGCUACUGACUCCAUUUCCUUUUGUAAUGUCAAGUGUCAGGAUAUUCUCGUAUUUUCGAGUAAGCUAGCUAAGUGCUUGGACAAAAACUUUAAAAAGCAGCUUAAGAACUGGAUAAAAUUCUGUGCUAUUUUCUGUUUAUGAGAGAAUAUCCUAUCAAUAGAAUCAUUAAUGUUCUCUGUCAUUAUCUUGUAUUUCACAAUGUAUCUGAAUUUUAAUGCCCAUGAAUUGACAACAAUUAAAUUGUGUUGUUCUUUUCAAUAUGAUGAUUUCUUCUU
Falco peregrinus (peregrine falcon) is the source of this 5067-nucleotide messenger RNA. RefSeq names its product hyaluronan and proteoglycan link protein 1 (gene HAPLN1). The record is from RefSeq and is a predicted model, not a curated record. The transcript is spliced from 5 exons. Gene Ontology annotation, biological process: cell adhesion. Bases 203 to 1267 code for a protein of 354 amino acids. Gene Ontology annotation, molecular function: hyaluronic acid binding. Lineage: Eukaryota; Metazoa; Chordata; Aves; Falconiformes; Falconidae.